AUGAGCAUCGUGAACCGCGGCCGCAGCGGGCUUUCCACCGCGCAGCGCAGCAUGUGCUACGAGACGCCGCAGUCAGAGAACACCAAGGGCAUCACCUUCACGAGCCGCCCCAAAAUGCUGCAGCUGGUGAACGGCGAGCGCGACACCAGCAUGUCCAGGCUCGGUGCGUACAACCUCGACAAGUUCUCCUUCCUGCAUUACGUCAUGGGCCAGAUCCCAGUCACCCAGCACGUCCUGCGCCUGGGGAAUACGGGCUUCUCCAAGAGGUCCCACCAGGUCUGGUGCAAUUCCGCGGUGGGUGAGGUCGGCCAGGGCUGCGAGGGGUCCAAGGAGUUCUUGCGCGGACAGUUCGGCUGGAUGGGCCGGCACGCCGCGCGGAGCGACCAGCGGCGCGUCCCGAACGGGUUCGCGGCGUCGAUGCUGGACGCCGCCGUCCGAGCCGUGAACGAUUUCAAGCUCCAGUGCGCGGAUACGGACAUCCACAAGUUCGCCAACGUGGCCAUGCGGUCCACGGACUACUGCGCCAGCCUCACCAAGCUCGGGGAGCAGCUGACUGGAACGGCGAGGAACAGGUGGAACUUGCACGAGGCGGCCUGCGCCGUGAACCAUUGGAUUCGGCAGCUCGAGACGCACCAUGGCUUCUACCAGUGGCACGCCAGUCACGGUCCAUCGGGCCCUGGCGGCGGCGGGCCGCGGGGCCCUGGCGGCGGGGGCCCACCCGGCACUGGCGGCGGCGGGCCGCCUGGCCCUGACGAGGCGGUCCAAGCGGAGCCCUUCACCAUGAAGCAGUUCGAGAUGCAGCUAAAUUCUGAGAUGUGGCUCCAGCGCGCCAUCCUCGCGCACGGCAAGGCGAAGGACGGCGUCUUGUGCCGCAACGACUUGCGGGUGAGCAUGAAGCAGAAGUUGAAGGAACGCGGCAUCAAGCGCCCCAGCGGGCCGCUGAAGGAGGCCAUGGAGGCGCUCCAGGCCGCCGGCGUGCUCGUCAACGUCGAAGCGGCGGCGGCGGUGGCCCCGAACAAGAGGGGGGGCUGGCCAGUGGUGAAGAUAAAGAAGAGGCCGUGGUCCGAGGUGGAGAGUUCUGCCGUCGACGUCAUCAGGGCCUUGCGCCUCAACCAGGACCAGUUCGCCGAGUGA
This is a messenger RNA of Prorocentrum cordatum, 1134 nucleotides long. NCBI's taxonomy places the organism in Eukaryota, Dinophyceae, Prorocentrales, Prorocentraceae. The record is from the annotation of a GenBank genome assembly.